CUUUCAGGCGGGUGCCGGGGGGGGAAUAUCGGGGCCCGGGCGGGGGCUCCGGAUGGUGGCGGCUGUGGGUGUGUGCGUGAGAUUGGGCGCGCGUCUGGAGCUGAGGGGAGGGCUAGGAGACUAGAGGCUGGGCUACUACGUGAUGCAACAGUGUAUCGCCUCAUCGCGCCCGGGUUCCGGAGAUGUGGGAGAGAAAGGACCCCUUCCCUCUUUUCCCUUUAAAGGGUUUCUUUCAGGCACGGUAUUUCUCGGCUGCCUCCCUCUCGGCGUGCACACCUUUUCUCUCGUGACAGUCGAGAGAGGCACCGAGUGCGGGGGUUUCCUCCUGACUCCCCCUCGCCGAGGGGCGACCAGGGCAUGGGAAUUGUUCCCCGAAGCGCGCUGUCACACGGCCGUAGAAGCGGAUCAGAAAUGAAAGGCUGGGAUUUCCGUGGUGGCUUCCCCAUCGUGAGAGCCGGGACACCCCCAGGCACCCACCCGGCUGACCUGGCCCUGCCCAGGAUGUGGACAAAAGCCCUAGCCACACACACACAAAGUUUUCACAAGGCCCCCUUGUCGUGGUGGGUGGAAGUAUUAAAUGCUCCGAGGUUAGAAGACUGGGGGCGGCGAACCGAGGAGGCGCGGACGCGAGGAAGAGGAAGGUUAGGGCGGGCGAGUGGAGGACCCGGUGCCCCGCGGCUCUGGGCGAGCGAAGGACCGAGGGUGCGCUCCCGCCCCAAAUUCAGAGCCGGGCAGGAGCAGCGCCUGGUGGGGUGCAAGACUCAGCUCGCGAUUCAGAGCCGGACUUUGAGGGUGCGGUCUCAGUCGGUGCUCCGCAUCCUAGGGUGAAAGGCGGUGGGGGGGUGGGGGGAGGGACGGCGGCGGCCCUUCCUUUUUUAUUGAAAGGAGCAGAGCCGGGUGGGAAAGGCGGAGUCCUCCUUCCUUCUCUUUCCCCGUUUCUUUGUCGAUGUUCGAAGUCCACUUUCGCACCACCGGUUUUGGGGCGCGCCUCGAGCGAGGUUUUUCCCGCUCUGCCUCCUUCCUUUUCUCCUCUCCCUCCCACAACUGUGUGGCCGCAGGUGGUGGCUUGAGAGGUCUUGUGGUUCCACACGAGAGACUUUCAGACGUACUGGAAGCUCCGAAGCCCCAGGAAUGCAAGGCUGUGCUCGGACUCCAAGCUCUUCCUCGAACUCCUCUCCAGAUACACGCGCCUUUUGCUGCCCCCGCCCCCACCCCGCCCCGGGAACUUCGCGGGGUCCUUCUGCGUGCUUUAACUCGGUUUGGUGGUUUGGCUGCAGGCGUGUUUUCAAAGACGUUCUCCACUGUCACAAUGUGCUGUGGUCCUAUUGAAGUGUAACUGGGUUUUUUGGGCAUUUUAUACUCUAAUAUUUAAUGACCUGACGCUUAAGAAUCAGGUUUCCUCUUGCACACAAAUUGUGCCCUUGAUAAUUAGUGGUCCUGGAUUAUUGUUACUGAGGGAAUUUACAUAGUCUCUGUGCUAAUCCCUUUAUUUUUCUGGUGGGGGAAAUUGAGGUACAGAGAGGUCAAGUUUAUCUGGUUAAAUUACCCCCUUCUCUCUCACCGUCCCCACACUGUACUUAUUUCCAGGGCACAUAUUUCCAUAACUAAAAUAACUGAUAACUGCUUGAGAUUAUUGGAGAGUGUCUAGGAAUGCAAAUUUGGGGGGGGGCUGUUCAGUAACACCUAUUGCUGGUGCAUUCUUGAGGCUUGGGGGAGGUGGAAGAAAUAAUUUGCUGCACAUUUUCUAUAAAUUAGUUAGUUCAUAUAUGUCAGUUAAAUAGGAACAGUAUGUGGAUUUGAGAUUUAGUUGUGUGGCCAUAAUCAUAUCCAACACCAGGUCUGCCAACCAGAUGUGAGCUUAAUCCCACAAAAUUCUUCUCUAAGACCUCUUAUUCAAAUAAUAGAGGAGAUUCCAAAAAGAGUAUGUGUACAGAGGAGGUAACUGCUUUCUCUGCACAUUCCCCGUUGUCACUGGAAUUAAGAUUAAAUUGCAGUUUAAAAACAAGAUUUUUUUUUUUUUGGACUGAGCUGUGGUCUGGGUGAUCAAAAGUUGACUACAAAGUUGAAAAGUCUUUUCAUACAUUUCCAACGAAUUGUUGAAUUGUUUUACUUUGUUCAUUCAGUUCUUGCCUUAAGUGUCGUGCCUAUAGUCGUACCUUCAAAACAACUCUCGUAAAUACAGAUUUAUCCAAACUCAGCUCCAAGGGAUCAACACUACAUCCUUCAUCUUAGAAUUCUCUGCCCCUUCUGUUCCUUUAUCUAUUCUCUGAUAUGAACAAAUGAAAGGAAGAGUGUGUUGAGAGAAAAGAACCACUCCAAAGUUGAUCUAUGUAUGAAUGGAGUUUCCCUAGUUACUCCUUUAGAAUUUAGACUUUUUAAAAAAGUUGUUUAGGGAAACAUGAAUAGAUCUCCUUUCCCUACAAACUGCCUCUCCCAUCCAGAUUGAAGGAAAGUUCAGUUAGAAUAAUUUGCUCUCAAUGUUAGGCAUUCUUGAACUUGAAUGUCUUUGUGUGAUAUCCUAGGUAAAUACGAGAUUUUACUGGGGAAAAACCUUGUAUGGCAGAUGCAGUAUUUUCUGUCUUUUGAAUUGGUUAUAUUCCGUUAUAACCAUUUAAACCUUAAGGCUGAAUUAAGAUGUUUCUUAAGUUGAUUUGUUGGCUGGAAAACAAAAGUUUGAGUUUAGUGUGAUACUGUUUAUUUUUGUUCUAAUCUCGACCCCUAGUGUCUCCAUUUUCUCUUGGAUGGUGUUGGUGCCUGGCUCUGAGAAGACCCUAAAGCACAUCUGUUUCAGAAUAUAACUAAUGAUUAAUGAGAGCAUUUCUCCCUUAGGGAUGUGUCCACAUUUUGGGUGAGUUAGUAUUUUUGCAUCCAAGUCCCAGGACAGCUAUUAUCUUUCUUUUAAACAGAACAUGGUAAUUUACUCUACCUGGGAAUCAGGCUUUAUGUAGCUGAUCCACUCUCUCUUAAGGUGUGGUGUUCAAGUUAUAUAGCCUAGGAGUUAUAUAGCCAAGGAACUUUAAGAGAUUAUUCAGUUCAGCCUUCUUCCCAAUGCAAAAAUAUUUCUUACUUUAUCCCUAACAGAUGGUAUGUAUUUAAACUUUUGCAGCGAUGGAGAUUUCGCAUGAUAUCCUUCAAGAAACCUAUUUAAUUAUUCUUUUAUCUGUGGAGCCAAAAGAAAUGGAAAAACCAAGUUCAUUCACUCAUUUAAAAGUAUUUACCGAGUACCUCCUAUGUGCCAGGUACUGUUCUGGGAGCCAGGGUUACAUCAGUGGACAAGAGAGACCUUCUCUUUUUACCUGGAGCUUUUAUUUUCUGAGAGAUUUAGUGUCUAUGCGUAGUGAAGUGAUGAACUUCAGUGAGUAUGGAGUAUGUAAGCCAUUUAGGGAGAAAGGAAAUUAGGUGCCUGUUGCUGAGUCAACACUUAUGAUGCAGGUAAAGAUCUUGUCUGGGAAUCAUUAGAGACGGUUCCUGAAGAUAUGGUCUGUUUUCAGCAGGAGGAGGGUGAGGACUGACAGUGAAACGUUAUUUUCCCGUGGUACAAAAUUGCCAUUUCUAAGACUUGAUGCUGUGGUCCUUGCAUGAAGGAUUCUGGCUCUUUUGUACCUGGCAAAAGCUUAAUGGAGCUGAAAAAGGUCUGCGGGAUGGCUAUCUAAAUGAUAAAGGGACUGUCAUCUAGGGGGAGGUCUUUAAAAAUUAAAAUUCUGUCAGUGGUAUAAAUUAUACACACUGAGACUCUAUAAGCAAUUAUUAAGGAAUGCUGGAAGUGUUUGAGGUAUAGUAAUCUGUCCUUUUCAAAUCUUUGAAAGCUAUAGUUUUUUUUUUUAUGCUUUAAAAUAUCUUCCUUAAAAAUGAAGUGUUUACAUUGCAAUGAAAAACAGACCUGUGGAAAUUGAUUAAAAGAACAAAACUACCCAUACCCCACCAUCCUGAUGUAAGAGUUAUUAGAUUGUUAGCACGUUUUCAUCAACUUUGUGAGAUUUACACAAGUAAGCUUAACCCAUCUCCUAAAAGCUGUGACUUAGAAACCAAACUGUGUGUCUGCUGAACCCUGUCUUUUUGGACACCCAUAUAAUUGACACCGAUGCUUAGUGCUUUCAAAGGGGCCACCCUCUGUCUGUGUCCAGACAAAGGAGCGAAUGAUUUGGAUGUCCUACUUUGAUUGAUUGCCAGAAGGCCUAGUAUUUAUAUCCACUGAUGAUGCCACAGCUGAUAAUGAUCUUUGGGUUUAGACUUCCUGUGGGGCAGGGUAUAGAGUUUUCUAAGCCAGUAUUUCUCUUUAUAGGACCUUAAACUUGACUGGGGGUGGGGUGGGUAUGGGCUGCUCUUGGAUUUUAUAAUUUAUUGAAAACUCUUUCAUAGACCCCAGUUGACCUGUUUCAACUGGGGUCAGUGAAGUGAACCAUUAUUUAAACAAAGACCCAGCAGAUCCAAAGCUUCUAUCCUGUUCCCUAAGGAGAUCUACUUUACAAUAUAAUUGAUACCUGCUUUGUGGUUGUUGUUUUUUAAAUCCAGAUUGACAGAAAACUCCCUCCCAACUAAGCAGUACUGCCUCUGACCCACUCAGGCCUGCUGGCAACCUAUCAAUGCAACCACUGUGGAACAUGAAAACCAAUAUUUGGGCUGAGGUGAUAGAGACAGGCUUCUAAAAAUAAUUUGCUGGGUGAUAUGAAAUCAAAUUUGUGUCCUCUCAGGCCUGGCCUCAGGUAGAAAUCAGGAGUCUUUACCCUCAUAUGCCAGAACCAAGGCAUUAGAGACACCUUUUUAAGGAUCCAUGCCACUGAGUGUGAGUGUCUUGCUCAAGUCAAAGGAUGCAGGAACUUGACCUAUGUGGUUGCAUUCUGUCCACCUGCUGAACUGUGACCGUGUGGGAUUGAGUGUGAUAUUUUGUGGGAGGGGCAGGCUGAGAUGAAGAGGUUGAUCAGGCUUCAUGUUCCAAAAAGAAUGUCUUUGGUAUCCAACAAGCAGAAGCUUUGUUCAUGCCCCCCUCCUUUUUUUUUGCAUUUUAAAAAUUGUCGUGAAAAAAUACAUAGCAUAAAGCAUAAGCCUCUGAAAAGAAUAGAGUAUGGCAGCUGAAAGCUGGGGAAGCAAAGCCGAGAUGUUCCUGAUUGAGGGGCUUGUGCCAAAGCUGGACUCUGAGGAGGUGAAAGGGAAGAUGCUUGAGGAUGUGAUCUCCUCCAUAUGGAAAUUCCUUAGCUAUGUGGCCCUGCUGCAAGUCACAUCUUUUAGCCUAAAGAAAUUGGAAAGCAUGUGAAGAUGGGCAUCACAUGUGAAUGCAUGAUAUGAGGAGCCCAGUUACAAUUUCUACUCCUAUCUGCAAAUGAAUAGGCCCAGAAAGAUGUGAGGGACUCUUUGAUUGAAUGGAUAUAAAAAUUCUACUUGUUAAGAACAAGUUUGGCUCUGGUAACUGACCUUCAUAGCUAUAAUUUAAAACUACUUGAGAAGUAAAGACAUUUUGUAGUGAUAGUACACCCAUAUACCUGUGACAUUCAGCCUGUGUGAAUGUUGAAAUAAUAGUAAGUAAUGUCAAACUCCAUUUUCUAGCAAGUAUUAUUUAUAAGGGAAUUAUGUCUCCAAAAAAAAUGUGUGUGUGUGUGUAUACACAUACCUGUUUUGAUAAUUAAGUAACAUUACUUUGGGAUGAAUUUAUGAUUUUCUUCAUAAGUUUUUUCUUAUAGAAGAAGUAAUACAGAUAGCUUAGAAAUUGAAAAACAAAACAACCCACAACAACCUAAACACAUCCAUAGCCAUUCUUAGUUUCCUAAUCCAUCUGCUUCAUCAGAUAUUUCUUUCAUACUUUCUCUGAGCAGAUGCUGAAGUUACGAUGUUGAGUAUUUGAGAUGCCAUCCCUGCUGCUCUCUAAAAAUUUCUCUGAAGGAUGGGUAAGGAAGCAAAAGGAUGAGUAAGGAAAAUGAGGUGGAAAAGUGUACUAAGCCAAGGGAAUAGCUCCUGCAAAGCUCUGGGUGUGAGACAGCCUUUUGAGGAAAUCCACCUAUGACGUCACUGUUCAGGGUGGGGUAGAGAAAAUAGAUGUGGGUCUAGGCAGGUGGGAGGAGACCAGAUAAUGCAGUGUAUUCUUUAAGACACGUGCAUAUUUUCUACACAGUUUUAAAGAUAUUUUAUAUCCUACCCACCCUGUGCCCCAACUUAAGAUAUCUCAGAUUCUUGGAAUUGGUUGAUAGAAGACCUUGAAAGCCUGCAGAGUAUUGAAUUCUUCAGGAUUCAGUAGAAUAGAGGGGAGAUGAGAAAGGAUAGAGGAGUUGAUUCCUUUCAUGACCAGAUCGCAUCCUUAAGAAUAGAGGAAGUGAAGACAGAGGAAACACACAAAGAGGAGGAGGGAUCCAGUGACAACAUCCCCAGUAUAGGUCUUCCUCUGUUUAGUGUUCUGUAUUGAGGCCUUCCUCAAGAUGUAGAACUACAAAGUCUUGUUUUCUUAAACAUUGAAGCAAGUGAGUCCUAGAGGGUGGAAGAAUGGUAGGACCCCUUCUAUCUUGGACUACAAGUGUCCAACAGUGUUCUCCAUAAAGAAUAUUAAAAAAAACCAUAGGAUUCUAUGAAAGUAGGAGUAAAGUCUAUUAAAAGCUAUGGUUUUCUGAAGACUUAACACCUUUUCAUUCACUUCAUCCUUCUGUGUAUUGUUUUCAUGUCAAUAUAAAUUUUGUGAGUAUCAUUAAGGGUGCCCAUUACAUUUACUCAGACCUACUGUUGAAAGGAAAAGGCUUAACCAAAACCAUCUGUGAACAGGAAGCUGUUUAGCAUCCUGAUUUUUAAUUUUUUUUAAAGAUGAAAGAAAUUGAUGACACAAAUAGAAAGAUAUACCAUGCUCAUGGAUUGGAAGAAUUAAUAUUGUAAAAAUGUCCAUACUACCCAAAGCAAUCUAUAGAUUCAAUGCAAUCCCUAGGAAAAUGCCAAUAGUAUUUUUCAUGGAACCUAGAACAAAUAAUCCUAAAAGUUGUAUGGAAUCACAAAAGACUUCAAAUAGGGCAAUCUUGAGAAAGUACAAAGCUGUAGGUAUCACAAUCCCAGAUUUCAAGAUGCACUUCAAACUUAUGGUAAUUAAAAUAAAAGGUACUGACACAGAAAUAGACACAUAGAUCAAUGGAACAGGAUAGAGAGCCCAGAAAUAAACCCAUACUUAUGUGGCCAAGUAAUCUAUUACAAAGGAGGCAAGAAUAUACAAUAGGGUAAUGAAAGUUUCCUCAAUAAAUGGUGCUGGGAAAACCAGACAGCUACAUGCAAAAGGAUGAAACUGGACCAUUUUCUUACACUAUACACAAAAAUAAACUCAAAAGGGAUUAAGGACAUAAAUGUGAGACUUCAAACCACUUAAAGGAAGUAGUAAUCUCUUGGACAUUGACCUUAGCAACAUUUUUCUAAAUAUGUCUCUUGAGACAAAGGAAACAAAGCAAAAGUAAACUAUUGGGACUAUACCAAAAUAAAAAGCUUUUGCACAGCAAAGGAAACCAUCAACCAAACUAAAAGGCAACCUACUGAAUGGCACGAGAUACUUGCAAAUGAAAUAGCUAAUAAGGGGUUAAUAUCCAAAAUAUAUAAAGAACUUUCACAACUCAACACCCUCCCAAAAAAAUCAAUUAGAAAAUGAGAAGAGGACCUGAAUAGGCAUUUUUCCAAGGAAGACAUGCAGAUGGCCAACAGACAUAUGAAAAGAUGCUCAACAUCAUUAAUCAUAAGGAAAUGCAAAUCAAAACCACAAUGAGAUAUCACCUUACACCUGUCAGUACCAAAACAAUAAGAAAUAACAAGUGUUAGCAAGGAUAUAGAGAAAAGGGAACCUUCAUGCACUGUUGGUGGGAAUGUAAUUGGCACAACCAUUGUGGAAAACAGUAUGGAGUUUCCUCAAAAAAUUAAAAAUAGAAAUACUAUAUGAUCCUGUAAUUCCACUAUUGGGUAUUUACCUAAAGAAAAUACAGACAGUACUUCAAAAAGAUAUAUGCACCUUUAUGUUAUUGCAGUAGCCAAGAUAUGGAAACAACCUAAGUAUCCAUUGAUAAAUGGAUAAAGAAGUUGUGUGUGUGUGUGUGUGUGUACA
Acinonyx jubatus (cheetah) is the source of this 8047-nucleotide messenger RNA. RefSeq names its product mitochondrial import receptor subunit TOM5 homolog. The record is from RefSeq and is a predicted model, not a curated record. Bases 5063 to 5251 code for a protein of 62 amino acids. Gene Ontology annotation, cellular component: mitochondrial outer membrane translocase complex. NCBI's taxonomy places the organism in Eukaryota, Metazoa, Chordata, Mammalia, Carnivora, Felidae. The transcript has a single exon.